Molecule: messenger RNA, 7070 nt
Organism: Hevea brasiliensis (rubber tree)
Lineage: Eukaryota; Viridiplantae; Streptophyta; Magnoliopsida; Malpighiales; Euphorbiaceae
Exons: 10
Coding region: 195-6296 (2033 amino acids)
Molecular function (GO): ADP binding
Source: RefSeq, a predicted model, not a curated record
UCUCCAUCUGUUACCUUCUUUCUUUCUGCUGCUCAUGCGUCAAAUAGCAUUCACUUUCCUUUGUAUUCUGUGUUCUUGAUUUCGAAAAAUUCUCUAGCUCUGUUGCCCUUCUCAUCUAUCCUUGAAUUUCGUUGCACUUUCUUGCUUGCAUCUGUUGUUACCCACCACAAAAAAAGAAAGAAACAAAAUAGGAAAUGGCCCUGGAUCCCAUUCUUGCUAUUGUUCCGAUGAUUGUCAAGUACACUUUCGUCCCCGUCAAGCGACACCUCAGUUACGCUUUCAACUGCGGAAGCAAGGUUGAAAAACUGAAGAAUCAGGUUGAGAACCUAAAAAAUAAGAGAGAUGGUUUGAAGCCGCAUGUUGAUGAAGCUACGAGGCGAGGAGAUGAGAUCUAUGCUAAUGUUCAAGACUGGCUGACCAGUGUGGACGAAGCUAUUGGGGAGGCUGAUGAUCUCGUCGAUGAAGAACAAGCAAGGGAAAGCUGUUUCUUGGGAUUGAUUCCCAAUUUGAAGAAGCGUUACAAGCUGAGCAAGAAAGUAGAGAAGAAAGCUCAAACAGUUGCUGAGCUUCGGGAGAAAUGCAAAUUUGAUCUCGAUCGAAUUGCCUGCCGCCCUCCUCUUUGGCAAAUAGUGCCUCCAUCUGUCUAUAAUAAUGAAGAGUUGCAUUCAAGGAUUUCUAUCUUGGAGAAAGUUAUGAAUGCGCUGAGGGAUCCUGCAUUUAACAUGAUAGGAGUGUAUGGUCUGGGUGGUGUCGGAAAAACCACUCUAGCAAAAGAAGUCCGAAGGAAAGCAAUAGAAGACAAGUUAUUCGAUGUUGUACUUAUGGGUACUGUGUCUGAAACACCGGAGCUUCGAAAAAUUCAAGGGACGUUCGCAGAUAUGCUGGGCCUAGAAUUAAAAGAGGAGACUGAAGAAGGGAGAGCAUGUCGAUUGCGUCAACGAUUACUGCAGGAGAAGAAGAUCCUCGUGAUUUUGGAUGAUAUUUGGGAACAACUCGAACCGGAGAAACUAGGAAUUCCUUUUGGGAAUGAUCACAAAGGAUGUAAAAUAUUUCUGACCUCCAGAAGAGAAGAUAUAUUGUCCCGAGACAUGGGCACCCAAGAAAGUUUUGAGCUUCGAGUUCUAUCAGAAGCAGAGGCGUGGAGUUUAUUUGUGACAGUGGUUGGUGAUGUUACGAAUCAGGACUUGCGCUCUAUAGCAACUGAAGUAGCAAAAAAAUGUGCAGGUUUGCCCGUCUUAAUUGUUACAGUUGCAGGAGCUUUGAAAAAUCGGGACUUGAACGAAUGGAAUGUUGCUUUGGAAGAGUUAUCUAAGGUUGACAAUGAAGGAAUUCAGUCAAAAGUAUACGCAACUCUGAAGUUGAGCUACAACCAUUUGGCUAGUGAAGAACUGAAGUCUUUUUUCUUGCUUUGUGCUCAAAUUGCUCAGAGUGAUAUUCAAAUCGGGGACUUGCUGUUGUACAGUAUGGGUUUGGAUUUGCUUAGAAGCAAGGAUACAGUGGAGUAUGCAAGAAACAGAGUAUAUAAAUUGGUAAGAGACCUCAAAGCCUCUUGCUUGCUAUUAGACGGUGACAGGAAUGGAUCUCUGAAAAUGCAUGACGUUGUUAGGGAUACUGCUCUCGAUAUUGCAUCUAAAUCUCAACACCCAUUCACAUUCAGAGAUGUAGUUGAAACAAAAGAAUGGCCAAACAGGGAUUUCAGAAGCUGCUCCAGAAUCGCUUUGCCUUCCUGUGAAAUCCAUGAGCUUCCUGAACGGUUGGAGUGCCCAAAAUUAGAGUUACUUGUCCUCGGAAGGGGAUCUAUUCAUUCGAAAGGCCCUGAUUUGAAUAUCUCUGAUAUAUUUUUUGAAGGGAUUACAAAGCUUAAAGUACUGCAUUUCACUGGGAUGUUUUUACGGUCCCUGCCUCCAUCUCUUGGUUACUUAAUAAACCUUCUUACGUUGUGUUUAGAUGAAUGUGUAUUGCGGGAUGCAUCUGUGAUAGGUGAACUGAAGAGAUUAGAGGUCCUCAGCUUUCGUAGAUCUAUGAUAGAAGAGCUGCCAAGAGAAAUAGCACAUUUAACUCGGCUGAAAUUGUUAGAUCUGAGCGACUGUGACAAACUCAAAGUCAUUCCGGCAAAUGUCAUAUCAAGGUUAUCCCUAUUAGAAGAACUGUAUAUGCUGAAGAGCUUUGGUCAAUGGGAGCUUCAAGGUCUCAACAGUUCAAACAAUGCAAGCCUUGCUGAAUUGAAAAACCUGUCUAGGUUGACAACGUUGGAAAUAGAUGUUCCAGAUGUCAAGAUGUUACCGAAAGACUUAUUCUCUAAUAAGUUGGAACGGUAUGAUAUUGUUAUCGGAAAAAAGAGGUAUUGGUAUGAUGAGUAUUUAUCCUCAAGAAGGCGAAGGAUUCGGCUUAAUACAGACAUUCAUCUGGAUCAUGGAGUUGAUUUGUUGCUCAAGAAAGCGGAAGUUCUAUAUCUAGAUAAUGUGAAGGGGAUCAAGAGCAUUUUGUAUGACAUGGAUCGGGAAGGGUUUCAGCGAUUAAAGCAUCUUGACAUCGACAAUAGUGAUGACAUUCAAUAUGUUAUUAAUUCAACGGUGCAGGUCCCUAGUUUAAAUGUCUUUCCCAUCCUGGAGUCUUUGUCUUUGAAUAAUUUGGUGAGCCUAGAGAAGAUUUGUUAUGGCCGACUUACAACAGGGCCUUUCGCCAAAUUAAGAAAAUUAGAAGUCAGAGGAUGCAAUGGAUUGAAGGAUCUCUUCUCAUUCUCCAUGGUUAGAAACCUAUCUCAGCUUCAGGAAAUGACAGUAAGCGAUUGCCAGAACAUGGAAGAGAUUGUGAUCGAUCAAAGUGGCGUAGGAGAAGACAAUAUAGAAGUGGCUGAGUUCAGUCAAUUACGUUCCCUGACACUAGAAGCUCUCCCAGCGCUCAAAAGCUUUUGCUUGAAAGUGAAGGAGUCGACAAGUGAUGAUGGAGGAUCCAAUGAAAUUGUGUUAGAGGAUGACGUUCAUAAUCCACGGCCACUUUUCGAAAAAAUGGUUUCAUUCCCCAACUUGGAGGAACUCUCUGUAGAGUCCAUAGGAUGUCAGGAUUUGAAGUAUUUAUUUACAACUUCAUUUGUCAAAAGCCUUUUACGGCUCAAGACACUUUGGAUAAAAGAUUGUGGGUUCAUGGAAAGGAUAGUUCUCACAGAAGAAUUCGCAGAAGAAGAGAGACUGGAUAAGAUAAUCUUCUCUGAUUUAGAAAAUUUGACUAUCUGGGAUCUUCCAAAUCUCACAAGUUUUUGUGAUGGGCAUUUAAUUGAAUUUUGCUCUCUGACCAAUCUACGGAUAAGAAAUUGCCCUGUGUUUAAGACUUUCGUCUCAAAUCUUCUAAGUGGAUCUCUUUUUGAUGAAAAGGUUUCAUUCCCCAACUUGGAGGAACUCUAUGUACGCUCCAUAGAUUUGAAGUAUUUAUUUGCAACUUCAUUUGUCAGAAACCUUUUACGGCUCAAGAGACUUCACAUAGAAAAUUGUGGGUUCAUGGAAAGGAUAGUUCUCACAGAAGAAUUCACAGAAGAAGAGAGACUGGAUAAGAUAAUCUUCUCUGAUUUAGAAAAAUUAAUUCUCUGGGAUCUUCCAAAUCUUACAAGUUUUUGUGAUGGGCAUUUACGGAUAGACAAUCGUCUCAAAUCGUCUAAGUCUUUCGUAUCAAAUCGUCUAAGUGGAUCUCUUUUUGAUGGAAAGGUUUCAUUCCCCAACUUGGAGGAACUCUAUGUACGCUCCAUAGAUUUGAAGUAUUUAUUUGCAACUUCAUUUGUCAGAAACCUUUUACGGCUCAAGAGCCUUCACAUAGAUAAUUGUGGGUUCAUGGAAAGGAUAGUUCUCACAGAAGAAUUCGCAGAAAAAGAGAGACUGGAUAAGAUAAUCUUCUCUGAUUUAGAAAAUUUGACUCUAUGGCAUCUUCCAAAUCUCACAAGUUUUUGUGAUGGGCAUUUAAUUGAAUUUUGCUCUCUCACCAAUCUGAAGAUAAGAAAUUGCCCUGUGUUUAAGACUUUCGUCUCAAAUCGUCUAAGUCAAUCUCUUUUUGAUGAAAAGGUUGCAUUUUCGAGCUUGGAGCAUCUGUCAAUAAGUAGCAUGAGUAACUUGGAAAGGAUAUGGCACAACCAACUCGCUGGAGGUUCCUUUUGCAUGCUAAAAUCAAUGACAGUAGGAGAUUGUAAAAACUUGCACACACUUUUUCCAUCAAAUGACUUAAGAAGAUUCCAGAAAUUGGAGCAGUUAAAUUUAACGAAUUGUGAUUCACUAGAAGAGAUAUAUCAACUCCCAGAAUUCAAUGCUGAAGAAGAAAGUUUUGCAAUAGAUUUGAAUUUAAGGUCUAUGGAAAUUAGUGAUCUGAAAAAUUUGAAAAAUCUCUUUCCUGCUUCCGUAGCACAAAACCUUUUACUACUUGAAAAGCUUAGUGUAUACUCUUGUGGGGUGGAGGCGAUUGUUGCAAAGGCAGAAGGUGCAAAAGCAGCCCCUUCUUUUGUGUUCCCAAAACUGCUUUCCUUGAAACUCUCAAAUCUAGAAGAUAUCAGGAGAUUUUAUCCAGGAAUACAUAGCUUGGAAUUUCCAAGGUUAAAAGAUUUGAAGGUGCAUGAUUGUGGAAACGGAAUGGAGUUUUGUUCAGAUUUGUUUGGUUUACAGGGACAACAUGGAGAGGAACAACAUCACAUCACUAUCCAACAACCAUUACACUUGGAGAAAAAGGUUUUCCCCAAUUUGGAGGAGUUGUCAUCAGAUGGUCAGAUGAUUGAGAUGAUUUUGCAAUGCCAAUUGCCAAAAGGUUUCCUUUUCAAAGUAAAAUCUGUUGAACUGAGCUUUAUUCGAGGGAAAUCAUAUGUUGCUCUUUUUGGAUUCCUUCAAAGGUUACCCAAUCUGGAAACUGUAUCUGUCAAAGAUUCUUUGCUCCAAGGGUUUGUACUCCAAUGCGAAGAUAAUGAUGGCGCUAUGCUACCACGGAUUAGAAAUUUGAAAUUGUGGAGGCUUGAUCAUAUAAAGCAUAUCUGGAAGCCACACCCCCAAAUGGACCUUGUUCUUCAAAAUCUCCAGACUAUGAAUGUAUUUUAUUGUUUUGAUUUGAUCAGUUUAGCACCAUCCUCUUCCUCUUUCCAAAACCUAACUACUCUAAAAGUUCAAUCUUGCAAAGUAUUGAAACAUUUGGUAACACCAUCAGCAGCCAAAAGUAUGGUGCAACUUGUGACAAUGGAGAUUAGAGCUUGCGAAAUGUUGACCGAAAUAGUAGUCGAUGAACAAAAUGGAACACCAGAAGAGAUCGAAUUCGGCAAAUUGAAAACUUUGCGGCUCAUUGAUUUAGAAAGCCUCACAAGCUUUUGCUUCGGUGGUUUUACAUUCAAAUUCCCAUGUUUGGAAGUAGUAACUGUGGAAAGAUGCCCCAAUAUGAGGACAUUCUCUGCUGGAGUGUUGAGCACACCAAAGCUGCAGUGUGUACAAUUGAGAGAAAUUCAUUUUCAGAAAUGGCUUUGGGAGGGCGACCUUAAUACCACCAUACGGCAGUUGUAUACGGAAAUGGAUGGAUUUAAUGGCAUUAAGAAAUUUAUACUCUCUAAAUUUCCCCACAUAAAGGAAAAAUGGCACACCCAACUUCCUUUGAAGCUCCUAGACGGGUUAAGUGAAUUGGUGGUGGACAAUUGUGAGUAUUUCUCGAAAGCCUUAUCAUCAAAUCAACUCCAGUUCUUGAACCGUUUGGAGGUGCUGAUUGUAGAAAAAUGCAGCUCACUAGAAGAAAUAUUUGAUUUGGAAGGGAUGAAUGCUGUUGAAGGGCAUGAUGAGUUGGUGUUGUGGUUACAGGAAUUGCAUUUAAUUGAUCUACCAAAGUUGAGGCGUCUAUGGAACAAGGAUCCUCGAGGCAUUUUAGAUUUUAAAAACCUAAGACUGCUGAAGGUUCAUAAUUGUAGCAGUUUAGGUAAUAUAUUUACUCUUCCCAUGGCUUUGGAGCUUGUGAAACUUGAGUGCAUAGAAAUAAAGAGAUGUAGUUCGUUGGAGGAAAUCAUCAAUAAAGAAGGGGAAGAGGAAGGAGCAAGGGAUAAGACCAUAUUCCCUUCAUUACACUCCAUCAUUCUUGAGUAUUUGCCUAGUUUAGUAAGCUUUUAUUCGAGAAGUGAUGUUUUGAAUUGUCCAUCAUUGGAAAAAAUUGAGAUAAUUGACUGUCCAAAGAUGGAGACAUUUUCAAUUAAAAAUUCCUCAGGUGUGAUUGUUGAGGGAAGCAAAGAACCUUGCAAGAGAUGUUUUGAUGCUCCUACUGUACCCAUUUUCAGUGGCAAGGAUGAUGAGGAAAAUUGAAGCCAUCUUUCAUUUUUGCAAAUCUGGAACAAAGAGGCAGAUUUUCAAUGAAAUUAAGUGUUGCAAGCUGUUGAUAGAAAUUGUAGCAGAUGAAGAACAUGGAACAGCAGAAGAGAUUGAAUUCAACAAAUUGAAAACUUUGGAACUCAUUCAUUUAGCAAGCCUCAUAAGCUUUGUCAGAAUCGUAAAAGUGAAACUUUCUAAAUUCUCAUCUUUGUUAGAAGUAAAUGUAAAAGCAUUAAGCAUACCAAAGCUUCAACAUGUACAACUGACAUUUUUGGAAUUGGCUUUGGAAGGGAAACCUCAAUGCCACCACAAAACAGUUGUAUAUGGAAAUGGAUGGAUUUAAAUAGCAUUGAGAAAGUGAAACUUUCUAAAUGUCCUCAAGGGGAAAAUGGCAUAGUCACUUUCUAUUGAAGAAAUUACUAAAACCAUAUUUCAUUUGGCUGAUGUUCUUGGGAUUUUUCUGAGUGGUUUUCAUUGUUUUUCACUUUGUAGUAGAUAUGGUUUUCAUCUGAGCUUUUAUUUCUUCUUCUUCUUCUUCUUCUUCUUUUUAUGUUGUUGAAGUUCACAUCCUGGAUAGAAGACAAUUCAACUAAUAUAUCUACUGUGUAAGGGUAUGAAUUUGAGCAUGGUAUUGAAUUGUAGAAGCUGCGAAACACUAAAAAUUACUUUCACAGUUAACUGUAUUACCUUUUGGUUUUGUUUUCAUGAUGACAAAUUCAUGAAAUUAUUGUAGCUUUAAUUUUAUAAUUGCAAUCUAAAUUUUCCCAA